AUGUCGUAAACAAUUAGAAAUUCAGAUGAAUGCUAACUUACUUAGGAACUAGUCGAAAAUGUAUGAUAAAAUUUAAAUUAAGAUAAUUAACUAUUACUACAAAAUUAAUCUUUAAGAUUAAAAAAAAGAAAUUGAAGUUUAAUAUUAUAAAGUAGAGGAAGCAAUUGUUUUUUUUAAAAUCAUAUGUCAUUAUAUGGAUUAAUUGACUAUUGAACAUGAAGAAUUAUUAAAUUAAUAUUAAAAUUUAGAAUAACAAUUGAUUUAAAAAGAAGCUGAAACAAGACGACAUAUUUAAAUUGAAUAAUAAUUAAAACUUUAUGCUGAAAGUUUAUUAGAGAAUUCUGAAGAAUUUUAAAAAUAAAUAGAUAAUUUAAAUAACUAAAUUAUAGUACAUAUAUUAAAUAUAAGACAAUCUCUAAAGAAAAUGUUAGUCUAAAAUAAUAAAUAAGAGCAAGUAGAAAUGAGAGAGUAUUAACUGAUACUAGUUAAGAAAGAUUAAAUUCUUUAAUUUCGUAAUAGAAAUCAUUACUAAAUGAGAUUCCAUUGAAAAAUCUCAAAAAAAGAUCAUUAGAAUCAUAAAAGUAAAAAAUAUAUUAAUAUUUCAGAUUUAGAAUUUCAUAAACAUAAAAUAAUGAUAGAAUAUAAAUGAUUUGUAAUAUAUACUAAAAAAAGCCAUCAUUACAAGUUAAGCAAAGAUCAAAUACUAUACAUGUAACAGAAUUUCCAACAAAAGUAUAAAAAAUAUAAAAAUAAAGAACAAAUAUAUGA
Paramecium sonneborni is the source of this 768-nucleotide messenger RNA. The record is from the annotation of a GenBank genome assembly. NCBI's taxonomy places the organism in Eukaryota, Ciliophora, Oligohymenophorea, Peniculida, Parameciidae.